AUGUCUAUGAAGCCGGAAGCAGAUUCGGAGGGCAGCUGGUACGAGGUCGAUUUUGAGAAGAUUGACCGCUUUGGGAGCACCUCCACCACCAGGCGUGACGAUUUGGGAGUGGAGCGGCAAAUGAAGAACUGGGAGGACGAGUCAAGUGAAGAGAAACAGUUUUCCAGCGAGCGUCAACCGCUCCCUGUUGUCAUGGAAACUGCUUCCACAGAUAAGUCAAAUUUAAUCUUCCAGAAGUCAUCCACUGAUGACAGGGUUGACCUGUACACCUCUCUCUUGUCCAAUCAAAGCUAUGCCUCACAUGAAGACACCUCCUACUUUUCUGGCAGCCUGGGCAGAUCUGGUGACAAAAAUACAUCCAGCAGGGAAGACUUCACCCCUGGAUCCCAUUCCCAGUUGACCUCAGAUUCCGGCAUCAAUGUAAACCCCAGUGCAGACCAGACUGACAGCUCUCACAAGAUACAUGACUCUGAGGAAACUUUCGACUCUUCCUACAACUACAUGGACAUCAGUCGUAAAGAGGACUCCUGUAGCUCACAGCGCCCCUUUGAGGAGUGGAGGAUGAGCGGCCUCUCAGAGCCCACCCAGUACACUAAACUGGAGAAGAGCCCAUCCCCAGUAGAAGUGGACAUUGAAGACAUCGGCUCUGCUGCAAUCCUGGACUCUCAGACCUUCCCAUAUGUAGAGGAACCAUCUGAUGAAGAGCUGUCUGAUUACCAGCCCUAUCGGUCUCCAUGUACCGGCAGUAGUUCGAGCCCAGUAAAAAUCACCCUGACAGAAAUUUCACCUACAUCUGUAUCGCCCACCACAGUCCAGCACAGCCCUACGUUAACAGCGUCGGAGAAGGAGAGUAUUCUGAGUCUGGGGCUGGAGGGAGUGCCAACCGUCACCCUCUCAGAGCCUGAAGAUGAAAGCCCUGAGUCAUCCACACCCCCUACAGAUGAGUCUGACUCUCCUUUGGAUCCUAACACCCAGCCUGGUGAAACUAAAAUAAUGAGCUUCACCCAAGACAAGACUCAAACAUCUCCCAUCACACCCUCUCAACCUACUUCCAAGCAGGACAGUUCCCAAGUGGAGGUGAAGUCUUCUGCCCCAAAACCCACCUUGCCUCCUUCCCCCCAAGAUGUUGAGGGUAGCAGUACCGAAUCUGGCGACUCUGAGAUUGAGAUGGUGUCUGAAGAGCCUAGUCCACGAUCUCCCAGCACUGGCUACAUGAGCUUCAAUAAGAGUCCCAGCACAACUUCAUCUACCACAGUACCUUCCACAGCACCCAUCCCAUCAUCUACCCCUGCAUUUGCCCUAAGCACUGCAAUGCAGUACAGCAUCUUGAGGGAGGAACGUGAAGCAGAGCUGGACAGUGAACUGGCUCUGGAGUCCUGUGGAGAGGAAAGUCCCAAAAGAUUGACCCACGACUCCACAAAUGGCCUCAAGGAGACCCAACAGCCAGCCAAAAAAACCACAACCCCGACUUCACCAACUAAAGAACCAAUCAUGACUCCCACUGCACCUCCUCCAACCAUUCCAGCCCCAACCAGUGCUCCUAAAGAGAUGACAUCCACCAUGGAGGAGAAGCCCAAACCCAGCAGCACAACCCUCAGCCCGGGCCUGGCGGAGCUGAAGGUGGAGCAUCCUGCUGGAGAGGUGCACCAGAAAGAAAGGAGACGGUCCAGUCCAGCCUGCAGGGGCUCUGAGGGAACGACUGCACCACCCGCCGUCUUCCAGGAUCUAACCAGGGAGAAAGUGAUGGAGUUGCUGUACUGGCGGAACCUGAAGCAGAGUGGGCUGGUGUUUGGCAGUUUACUGCUGCUGCUUUUCUCUCUGACGCAGUUCAGUGUGGUCAGCGUGGUGGCCUAUCUGGCUCUGGCCGCCCUCUCUGCCACCAUCAGCUUCAGAAUUUACAAGUCUGUGCUGCAGGCUGUGCAGAAAACAGACGAGGGACAUCCCUUCAAAGCAUAUCUGGAGGUGGAGAUGUCACUGUCCCAUGAUCAGAUGCAGAAGUACGCAGAAAACGCCCAGUACUGUAUCAACAGCACACUGAGAGAACUGCGCAGGCUGUUUUUGGUGCAGGAUCUGGUGGACUCACUGAAGUUUGCAGUGCUGAUGUGGUUGCUGACCUAUGUGGGAGCCCUCUUCAAUGGACUCACUCUUUUUAUUAUGGCGGUGGUGUCCAUGUUCUCGAUGCCUGUGGUCUAUGAGAAAUACCAGGCACAGAUUGAUCAGUAUAUGGCCCUAAUAAGAACCCAAGUCAACUCUGUGGUAGGGAAGAUCCAGGAGAAGAUUCCUGGGGCCAAACGAAAGGCUGAAUAGACCCCACAGGGCUAUCUGGAGGAGGCUGUGAGCACCUGAAGGGUUCCUCUUUGUACAAACACACAUCAGACACAAAUCAACAUCACUGGAACAUAGUUCUACUUUGUACACAUUGUGACGUCUAGCACAAAGGCUGAGCUGUGCAGGAGAAGUCCCAUCCUCGCUUUGUAACUAUAGAAAAAAAAAAACGAAGUGUGCUUUCUCUCAAAUCAAGAUCUAGUCAGAAUUACAACUACUUAAUGAAUUGUAGAAGUAAUUUUUUUUUGUUGCUUAUCAAGUGCAUGAAGUCAAGAGUCUUAAGUGCUGAUGAAUUCUCUUUUCAUCUUUUAAGUUUGUGUGCUUUGUUGGCAAAACUCUAGUAUGUGAAAGAUCUCUGCAGCUUUAUUGCUCUCCAGUGACACUCUCUUCUUGGAAAAAAAAGCUUUUUUGUGUCUUUUGCGUUGGGUGGGGCUUUUCCUCUUCCAUCACUAUAUCUGUAAACAUGAUUAACAUAACCAUCAUUGUCAGCUAGACGCAUGGAUCUGAUGAGAUUCAUGAUAUCUGGGCACAAACGCAACUAUUUAGAAAUGUUCUAAUUAGAUAUGGUCAGCUCACUAGUAGCAGUACAGUACGUUUCUUUUUCGUAGGAGUCCGCUACAGAGAUUAAUGUUAUUAGAUGCUGUCAUUAAUCUUUUUUUGUUUUUUUUUUUGAAAAUGAUACAAAAUAAAAGAGAGGGAGGAGAAGGAAGCUUCAGUGAGUGAUUGCCAGGUAGAAUCUGUCAAUCUUUGUACUGUUAAGUGUUGUUCAUUCUUUUAGCCAUUGACUCUUAACUAUUUGCACUUAAGAUGUACUCAAUAUUGAAUGCGAAAAUAAAUGUUCUUAAAUGUA
Carassius auratus (goldfish) is the source of this 3175-nucleotide messenger RNA. RefSeq names its product reticulon-1-A-like. Gene Ontology annotation, biological process: brain development; neuron differentiation; endoplasmic reticulum tubular network formation. Lineage: Eukaryota; Metazoa; Chordata; Actinopteri; Cypriniformes; Cyprinidae. The transcript has 9 exons. The record is from RefSeq and is a predicted model, not a curated record. Bases 1 to 2307 code for a protein of 768 amino acids. Gene Ontology annotation, cellular component: endoplasmic reticulum membrane; neuron projection; postsynaptic density.